CGGACAUCAUGUCUAGCAUCGGCCCUGUCCUUGUUACCGGCGGCAAUGGCUUCAUAGCCUACCACAUCAUCGCCAAAAUUCUCGAGGAGGAGCCUGAUUGCAGCAUCCACUCGAUUGAUGUAAAUAUUGACCGCAACCGCCACCCCAAUCCGAACGUGCACUACCAUCAUAGCGAUUUGGCCUGCGUCGAGGAUGUGCAGCGCAUCAUGCAGAUUGCCCGCCCGGUUACCAUCUUCCAUACAGCAUCGCCCGGGUUCUCCGACGCUCCGGAGUCAGCCUACCAGCGCAUCAUCGUCGACGGCGCACAUCACCUCCUAGAUGCCGCAGUGAAGGUGAAUACCGUGCGAGCCCUUGUCAACACAUCUACCCCGGGCGUCAUCAAUGAUAACCACACUGAUCUCAUUGAUACCACAGAGGAAAUGCCCAUAUUGCGUCCCGCACAGCAGAAGCGGGUCUACUGCAUCGCCAAGGCAGAUGCAGAAGACGCUAUCCAAGCUGCCAACCGCAACAGCGGCCAGGACGAUCGAGGCAUCCUCACCUGCGCAAUCCGACCCGGUCUUGUAUUCGGCGAGCGUGACGUCGGCUCCUUAGGUAAAAUGUUCGCCGUCGCGCGCCAAGGCAAGACCCGGUUCCAGAUUGGCAAUGGGCAGAACCCGUACGAUUUCAUCUACGUGGGAAACCUAGCAGAUGCACAUCUCCUAGCCGCUCAUGCCCUUCUCAAUGCCUGGGGCAAGCCCUCCCCGGCAGACGCAUCAACCCGUCGGGCGGUUUCCGCCCUGGCGGGUAAUCCAGUCCGGUCUGAGGAUAUUGUGGUUAUCCCGAAGUGGGUUGGGCUGACGCUCGGGUUCCAGAACGAGUGGGUUGCAUGGAUAAUUUCCGGCGGUACUAGACCUGCCAAUAUGACACGUGAGGGUAUUCGCUUUAGUACUCUCAUCCGCACGUUGAAUGGAAACAAGGCCAAACAGGUGCUUGGGUAUCGUCCUAAGGUGGGCAUGCAGGAAGGUCUUGAGCGAAGUGUGCGGUGGUUCAUGGAGAAUGCUGAGAGGGAGGCCUAGGCA
This is a messenger RNA of Aspergillus caelatus, 1058 nucleotides long. RefSeq lists its product as uncharacterized. The record is from RefSeq and is a predicted model, not a curated record. Gene Ontology annotation, biological process: steroid biosynthetic process. Gene Ontology annotation, molecular function: 3-beta-hydroxy-Delta5-steroid dehydrogenase (NAD+) activity. NCBI's taxonomy places the organism in Eukaryota, Fungi, Ascomycota, Eurotiomycetes, Eurotiales, Aspergillaceae. The transcript has 2 exons. The coding region runs from base 9 to 1055 and encodes 348 amino acids.